Molecule: messenger RNA, 1791 nt
Organism: Microthlaspi erraticum
Lineage: Eukaryota; Viridiplantae; Streptophyta; Magnoliopsida; Brassicales; Brassicaceae
Source: the annotation of a GenBank genome assembly
AUGAAGAGCCAAGUUAUUUUAAUACUCAUCGGAGUGAUCUUCUGCGUAGAAGCAGAGACGAUCAAAGAAGAUAAACACACUCUUCUCCAAUUCGUAAGCAACAUCAAUCACUCUCAUUCACUCAACUGGUCACCAAAACUUUCCAUAUGCACCAAAUGGACCGGCGUCACCUGCAACUCCGAUCAUUCCAAUGUCGUCGCUCUUCAUCUAGCAGCCACAGGUCUUCGCGGGAGUCUCGAACUAACCACCAUAGCCAGGUUAACUAAUCUUCGGCUUCUCACUCUCAGUUCUAACAACAUCUCUGGACCUUUUCCUCCGAGUUUACAAGCUUUGAAGAACUUGACCGAGCUUAAACUCGACCACAACGAGUUUUCUGGUCCUUUGCCUACUGAUUUCUCUUCUUGGGAGCGCCUUGAACUUCUUGAUCUUUCUCACAAUCGGUUUGACGGUAGAGUUCCGUCUUCGAUCGAGAAGCUAACUCGGUUACGCUCUCUGAAUCUUGCGGAUAACAAGUUUUCCGGUGAGAUUCCGAAUCUCCAUGUUCCGGGGCUGAAGCUGCUCGACUUAGCUCGAAACAACCUGACAGGAACCGUACCACAGUCACUGCAGAGAUUUCCAAUCUCAGCGUUCGCCGGAAACAAUGUCUCCUCGAGUAAGCUGGCUCCUGUUAGGAAACACACGAAGCACCACAACCAUGAAGUUCUUGGCAUAACGUUAAGCGCGUGUUUUGCGCUACUGGCUCUCCUCGCUAUCUUAUUGGUAAUCAUCCAUAACAGAGACGAGCAGAGAAGGUCUACAAAGGAGAAACCUAGCAAGAAGAGGAAAGAUUCAGAUCCAAACCUUGGUGAAGGAGAUAACAAGAUUGUGUUUUUCGAAGGGAAGAAUCUUGUCUUUGACUUGGAAGACUUGCUGAGAGCUUCUGCAGAAGUUUUAGGAAAGGGACCGUUCGGGACAACCUACAAGGUUGAUCUCGAGGACUCUGCGACCAUCGUAGUGAAAAGGAUCAAGGAAGUGUGUGUGCCUCAGCGAGAAUUCGAGCAGCAAAUCGAACAACUUGGCAAUAUCAAGCAUGACAAUGUUGCCACUCUACGAGGAUAUUUCUACUCUAAGGAUGAGAAGCUCGUCGUUUAUGACUAUUACGAACAUGGAAGUCUUUCUUCAUUACUACACGGUCAGAGAGGACACACGAAUAGGAAACCACUAGAAUGGGAAACGAGACUGAACAUGGUGUAUGGAGCAGCAAGAGGAGUGGCUCAUAUCCACUCGCAAAGCGGAGGGAAACUAGUCCACGGGAACGUAAAAUCCUCAAACGUUUUCCUCAACGCGAAAGGAUACGGCUGCAUCUCUGGAGCAGGAAUGGCCGCACUGAUGCAUUCGCUACCCCGACAUGCAGUUGGCUAUCGUGCACCAGAGAUAACAGACACGAGAAAGGGGACACAAGCGUCGGAUGUGUAUAGUUUCGGCGUCUUGAUAUUCGAGGUACUAACGGGAAAGCCAGAAGUAGCUAACCUGGUGAGGUGGGUGAACUCGGUGGUUAGAGAGGAGUGGACUGGAGAGGUGUUUGAUGAAGAGCUUUUGAGGUGUACACAAGUAGAGGAAGAGAUGGUGGAGAUGCUUCAGGUUGGUAUGGUUUGCACGGCGAGGCUGCCGGAGAAGAGACCGAACAUGGUCGAGGUAGUGAGAAUGGUGGAAGAGAUACGACCGGAGAAGCUAGCCAGCGGAUACAGAUCAGAGGUUUCCACAGGCUCAACUCCAAUUGGCAGUCUAUCAGGAUCGCCGUAUAUACUGUGA